AUGAGAUCAAUCGUGUUGGUGCUGCUUGCUGCAACUGCCGCUGCAGAGCUGCGCGGGAGGGCCAAGCGGCAAGGCCGCUCAAUUGGCUGUUCCUGUGACUGCUGCAACGUGGCACAGCGCCGCCCAGAUGAGCGCCAAGGUGUUGUAGGCGUGAAAUGCGCGCCAGCGGAAGGCCACAGCCGUGAGGUUUGUGCCGAGCAGUGCCAAACCUCUCCGCGUGACGAGGUGCUCGGCCUCGUUGCCCGGGAUGAGGUUGUGGACUACGCCCGGUUCUGCUUCUAUGAAUGCAAACCGCCCUCCGGGUUGACCAGUGCACUGAGCUCACAAUGUCUGGCAUUGGCGUCAGAUGAGACAAAGCAGGUCACCGACGCAGAUGGCAAUCCCUUGGAUCCCGCGUUCUUGUAUGAGCAUCAGUCGGUUGUGGCCUUGGCAGAGGAGGGCGACGAGACUCCGGACGAGGAUGUGGAGACCGAAGAGUCCAAAGAGUCAUCGCCGAAGCUGCUGGCAAACACCACCCAGUCCAAGUCCGAGGAUGCGGAGAACGGCGAAGACUCCGAGGAGCUUCCAGACGCAGAAAGUGAUCCUCUUGUCGCGGCAAGCGGUGCACGAGAUGCAGCCUGGCAUGCGGAGGGAUCGGCAGCGAAAGCGGCACGCGCAGCUCGGAAGGCUUUGGAGGCACUGGAGACUGGUCGCAAUGAAACCUGGCAGAAUGCAAUGACGGAGGCCGACAAGGCCUUGAGCUUCAUGAAGCAGACUGACUUCAGGCUGGCUACAGCCCAUGUAAAAGGCCCGAAGCCCUGGCGAAUCCAGGCAGCCGAGGCAGCUCGAGCAGCAGCGCAACCGUACCUGGAGGCUCACACCCACCUCGCCGAGACGCUGCCGAACCUGGACCGCCAGGCCUCCAUGCAAGCAUCCAAGGCGGCGAAGGACCUGCAGGCAAAGGCAGACGAGCUGAAAACGAAGGCGGCUGUGCUCCGCAGACGCGGGAAGGAUACCUCAGCCGAGCUAACAGAGCAGUUCGCGUCGCAAACAGCGCAGCAGGCAGCCGAGAAGGAGCAAGCUGCAAAAGACUGGCUGGCAGCCGCUCACAGCAACGAGCAGAAAGCGCGGGACGAACGUUACUUGGAGAAUGCACAGGUCGCAGCACAGCAAGCAGCCCAGCAGCUGAAGCUGCCGCAGCGCUACCAGCCGCGUGGUUCAAAUGGUUGUGAUCAAGGAUGUGCAGCUUCAUCUCACCUGAUCCGAUUUCCAGAUUUUCGGACAUCAGAAGUUCGAAGCUUUGCUCUUGAAGGCAUCAGGCAGGCUGUUAUAUGGGCCAGGGCGCGCUCCAUUUAG
Messenger RNA from Symbiodinium sp. CCMP2592, 1335 nucleotides. Lineage: Eukaryota; Dinophyceae; Suessiales; Symbiodiniaceae. The record is from the annotation of a GenBank genome assembly.